Symbiodinium pilosum is the source of this 582-nucleotide messenger RNA. The record is from the annotation of a GenBank genome assembly. NCBI's taxonomy places the organism in Eukaryota, Dinophyceae, Suessiales, Symbiodiniaceae.
AUGGCGACUUUUCGCAGCCGCGGGCUUUUGCCCAUCUUUGCCUUGGCGGCGCUGGCAAUCUGCCUCUGGAGAAGGUCAGACGAUGGGGCCGACUUUGCUUUGCCCCCGACAUCCAUGCGGCCCAAGGCUGCCCCUGUAGAAGAGCCUGCUGCGUUCGUGGGCGCUUACGAGAAGCUUGGCGAGUCAGAUGAACCCGUGACAGCCAUGUCCUCCCGCCAUAUCAAGCAAGCCUACUACAACGACGGCUGGCGCCAUGGUGGCAUCAACAUGUGGAUCGAGGACAAGCUCGAUGGGAACUGGAUGAACGUUAACGCGCUGAAGAAUUAUACUUAUGCCAGCGGACGCCUCAAGCCCCGUGUCUUGACCAAGCUCCGCAUGUCUGACCACAAGCGGGCUGUUCGCUACAUCAAGCGCUUCCGUCAGCUGGGCAUCAUGCCCUACCACCGCCUGCUGGCCAAGAUUGAGAAGGAUCCUGCAGCAAAAAGGCCGCCAAAGGGCAAGACCAGCGCCUCCUACGGUGUGAACAGAGCUGCGACCAAGGAAGUGGCGGAGUCUAUGAAGGAGCUGGAGGAGAAGAGCUAG